UUUUGUCAGUCGUUGCUUUGCUUGUCGUGGGUGUCUAUCUUCGACUUUUUUCACGAUUUGGACUGUUUAAAAAUAAAAUUGUAACAAAAGGUUUAGUGCAGUGAAAAUAAACAUUUUUAAAAGUGUACAGUUCAAAACUAACUUUUGGCCUACGGGUUCCAAAAACAAAGCCAGAUCUACAUGUACAUCUACUUCCUACAUGAAUGAAGAGUUUCGAGGGGAAAACACAUGAGAGUUAGUGCAACUUAUGAUGAAGGUCUGAAAUGUGGAUGAAGAAUUGCCCACGCUUCUUAAAUGUGAAAAAGCGGUAGCUGACUGUAGAUCCAAGGAGAACAAUCUAAGUCCUUCAAUAUGAGACUGAUAGAAGUAUUAUUUUUAUUAUUAACGAUCUCGUUCUUUCCUUCAAACGGGCUCGAAGGUCCAAAUGUAUGCUCCAAGCAGGAGCCUUACAACAUAACUGUCAAAGUGACCGAGAGGAAGCCCGUUCAACAAAAAGAGUACACUUUUUGCCUUAAGCUUCCACCGAGAUGCUCUAAAUACACAAUUCGUUUCGAUACCAUCGUCAGAGAUGAGGUCAUCACCAAGACGAGGCUUGUGGACGAAUGCUGUGCCGGCUACGCAGAGACUUCUGACAAGAGGUGUAAACCGAUUUGCACGGAAGAGUGUCUCCACGGCAUCUGCAUUGCACCGGAUGACUGCAAGUGUGAAUCCGGCUAUGGUGGACCCCAAUGUUCAAUCAAUUGCCCUCAUGGACGAUGGGGACCAGACUGUCAGAAGAAAUGCCUCUGUCAGAACAAUUCCACAUGUGAUCCCUUCUCUGGGAAAUGUGAGUGCAAAAGGGGCUGGUUAGGAGAACACUGCGACGAGCCCUGUCCCCAAGGACGUUAUGGAAUGGACUGCGCUGAGGUGUGCAAGUGUCAAAAUGAAGGGAAGUGCAAUCACAUAUCUGGUGAAUGCAGGUGUCAGCCAGGAUUCACAGGAGGAUUUUGUGAAAAGCUUUGCCCAGAAGGGAAACAUGGAAUGGAAUGCAAAAGUGAAUGCAAGUGUCAAAAUGGGGGCUCGUGUGAUCCAGCGACAGGAGAGUGUACAUGUCCACCAGGAUGGACUGGACCUGUUUGUGGAAAUCGUUGUCCUCCAAAACUUUGGGGGAAAAGUUGUGCGGAAGAAUGUGACUGCUUUAAUGAUGCUUCUUGUGACCAUCUAUCAGGCAGGUGCAUUUGUCCACCAGGUUUUAAAGGCGAAAAGUGUUUAGAAAGAUGCCCACCAAAUACUUUUGGAGUAAAUUGUACAGGAACUUGUAACUGUGAAAAUGAAGGUAAAUGCUCAUCAGUCACAGGAGAAUGUGAAUGUCAGCCCGGUUGGAAAGGAAAAGACUGCUCUGAAAGGGCUUGUCCUUAUGACAGAUACGGAGAGAACUGUACUGAAACUUGCGACUGCGAGGAUGAUAACACAGAAAUGUGCCAUCCUUGGACUGGGCGAUGUUCCUGCAAAGAGGGGUGGGAUGGUAUAUCUUGCUCUCGGCCCUGCCCUAUCUACACUUUCGGAAAAGGAUGUCGAAAUGUUUGUGUAUGUUUCAAUAACGCUCAAUGCCUCCCUAACAAUGGCACAUGCAUUUGUGGACCAGGUUUCUUGGGGGCGAAUUGUAGUGAGCGAUGCCCCAAUGGCUACUUUGGAGAAGACUGUGCACAAAAAUGCCUUUGCAAAAACGGAGCGAAAUGUGAUCCAGAAAAUGGAAUUUGCCAUUGCGCACCAGGUUGGAAAGGUCAACAAUGUGACCGACCAUGUGAAGAACAUUAUUAUGGUCAGAAUUGCACAAGCACUUGUCAGUGCAAAAACGAUGGCUCAUGUGACCCUCGAAAUGGCAAUUGCCUUUGUGGGCCUGGGUUCACCGGUGAGCAAUGUGACCAAGUCUGCCCGGAAUGGUUCUUUGGCAGAAACUGUAUCAACUCAUGCGACUGUGAUAAAGACAACACCGCUAAAUGCGAUCCUGUCAGUGGAACUUGCAUCUGCAAACACGGAUGGAAAGGUGUCCUGUGCGACACAAAAUGCAAUGAAGGCUUCUACGGAGAGAAUUGCGACAAAAAAUGCAGCUGCCUCAACAACGGUUCUUGCGAGCAGUUGUCAGGGAAAUGUGGAUGCGAGUCAGGUUGGUCGGGUGAACUCUGUGAACUACCUUGUACGGCAGGAUCGUAUGGUGCAGGGUGCAAGCAACGUUGCCCAACAGUGGGACAUCGAAGGACUAGGCAUACUAAUGUAACUACACAAAUUGCAAAACAAGUGGCUCAAAUGCUUUCAGAAAACCGGACAUGUGAUCAUGUAACAGGCGAGUUCACAUGUAGGCCCGGCUACACAGGUUCGAUGUGCCAGCAUCCCUGUCCGAUCGGGAAAUACGGCAAAGGCUGCCUUAAGACUUGCAAUUGCAAAAACAGGGCCGACUGCCAUCAUGUAACCGGUAUCUGCGAGUGCCUACCAGGAUGGAUAGGGCCCUCUUGCAACCAGCAUUGCCCUGAAGGAAUGUUUGGUAUCAACUGUACAAGACAUUGCAAAUGUCAGAACGGUGGCAAGUGUCGAAUCAAUGAUGGAGUUUGUAAAUGUAAGGCAGGAUGGAUGGGGCCUCAGUGUACUGAAAUUUGCCCAGAAGGAUCUUAUGGUGAACACUGCAUGCAGCCUUGUUUGUGCAAGUCACUCUCAUUCGUUUGCCACGCAGCAGACGGUUGUGUGUGUAAACGAGGUUUUGGAGGUGAAGAUUGUGACAUUGUUUUAUCUGAAAGGAGUGUCUUAGAAGUGAGCGAAUCUAGCCCCGGAAGUGUAGUCGGAGGGACAUUUGUCGCAAUUAUACUCGUCAUAUCUAUUGUCUUUAUUAUAAUAUAUUAUCGAAGAAGAGUGAGCAACUUAAAAACUGAAAUAGCCAAUGUUCAGUACAUUGCAGACCCCGAAGGAGGUGGACAUCAUUUUGACAAUCCGGUAUAUUCAAUCGGACCCACUCAGAAAGAUGAUGCAGCAAGUCCACUAAACAAUAAAAUGAUUAAAAAUAACUUGAAGAGUUCAAAUCUCGAGAAAGAAAGAUUUGGGCUUUCUGUUGAUGACGAUGAUGAUGAAUUUUCUUGCAGAGGUACAACAAGUACAUUAUCGAUGAAAAACCGGGAUGCCGAUUUAGGAAAUCCCAAUAUGUACAACAGCUUAGAAGACUUGAAAAAUGAACACUUUUAUGAAGAACUUAAAGGUUCUAAAGUACCUCCAGAAGAGGUAUACGACCACCUGGACUACAGUCGACCUGGCAGUUCUUUGAAACCGCAUUAUCAACGAAUGCCCAACGGUUUAAAGAAAGCUGACUCAGAUACGUCAUCACAAUAAAUGACAUUCUACAUUUUGUAGCAACAAACAUAUGUACAUUUGAUAGCUGUAUAUAAUUUACAGUUUUGCUUCCCAACAUUUUAGAUCAUGUUUUUUGGAAAUAGUUUUUGUACAUUUAAAUGUGAUAACUUUUAUUUAAAUUUUAUUUUGAAAUAGUAAUUUUAAAUUUUAAAUUUUGUUUUAUCCAUUAAAAUGUGUGUAUAGUGUAAAAUAUUUAUUGUUAAAUUGCAAAAUCCUGGUAGACAAUUAAACCCUCAUUGCAUAUACAGUUUAUUUUAAAAACUUGUGAUAAUCAUUUUUAAAGAUAUAUUUUUAUUUGUACAUACCAGGAAGAGUUGCAUGAAGAUUCCAUGUAUUUUAUACGUAUGUUUGAAAAUAAAACAUUAAAUUUUUA
Messenger RNA from Cimex lectularius (bed bug), 3748 nucleotides. It is a transcript of the gene drpr, whose product is annotated as protein draper. Lineage: Eukaryota; Metazoa; Arthropoda; Insecta; Hemiptera; Cimicidae. Gene Ontology annotation, molecular function: scavenger receptor activity; protein binding. The record is from RefSeq and is a predicted model, not a curated record. Bases 352 to 3354 code for a protein of 1000 amino acids. The transcript has 20 exons.